This is a messenger RNA of Balaenoptera ricei (Rice's whale), 801 nucleotides long. RefSeq names its product transmembrane protein 241-like. Gene Ontology annotation, molecular function: antiporter activity. The record is from RefSeq and is a predicted model, not a curated record. Lineage: Eukaryota; Metazoa; Chordata; Mammalia; Artiodactyla; Balaenopteridae. Gene Ontology annotation, cellular component: Golgi apparatus.
GCAAAUUAACAGAUGUGCAUGGGGAGGUGCCUGGUCGGCCUCCCGUUUUGUACCUGCUACCUGGCUUCUUACCUCACGAACAAGUAUGUCCUGUCUGUCUUGAAAUUUACCUACCCUACAUUAUUCCAAGGGUGUCAGACAUUAAUUGGUGGACUUUUGCUUCAUGUGUCAUGGAACGGCUGGGCGGAGAUCAACAGCAGUUCAAGAUCUGAUGUUUUGACAUGGCUUCCUGCUUCAGUGCUGUUUGUGGGUAUCAUCUGUGCUGGGUCCAGAGCACUGUCCAGACUGGCCAUUCCUGUGUUUCUCAUUUUGCAUAAUGUAGCCGAAGUUAUCAUCUGUGGGCACCAGAAGUGUUUUCAGAAAGAGAAAACAUCUCCUGCAAAGAUCUGUAGUGCCCUCUUCCUCCUGGCUGCCGCAGGGUGCCUGCUCUUCAGCAACUCCCAGUUUGAUCCAGAUGGUUAUUUCUGGGCUGUAAUUCACUUAUCCUGCAUAGGGGCUUAUAAGAUACUACAGAAAUCCCAGAGAACCAACGUGUUAAGUGACAAUGACCAGCAGUACUUAAACUAUCUAUUCAGUGUGGUGCUCCUGGCAUUUGCAUCUCACCCCACAGGUGAUCUCCUCAGCGUCCUGGACUUUCCGUUCCUGUAUUUCUAUAGAUUCCAUGGCAGCUGCUGUGCCAGUGGAUUUUUAGGAUUCUUACUCAUGUUCAGCACAGUGAAGCUAAAAAGCCUUAUGACCCCAGAGCAGUGUGUAGCCUGGAUUUUCUUUGCUAAGGGACUUCCCUGGUGGCGCAGUGGUUAA